AUGAAGGAUCCAAUGAGCACCUGCUCCUAUAACCUCUUGUACCAAAAUGUGAAGCGAUAUUCAAAAAAUGGGGAGUACUUCUGCAAAGAACUUAUGACGGUUUUUCAACAAAGGGCUGAGCUGGAGCUUACUUAUUCCAAAGGACUACAAAAACUUGCUGGCAAACUCAUCAAGGCAUCCAAAGGAAUGACAAACAAUUCCACCUACAUCGCAUGGUGUCAUGUGUCAGAUGAGAUGUACUCAACAGCAGACACCCACAGGGCAUUAGGAAAUGCAUUUCAGCAGGAGGCAAUUCUGGAAUUACGACAAGCCUUAGACGAGCACAAUAAGAGGAAGAGGCCUCUUGAUAGUGUUGUGGAAAAAACUGGAAAACUUGUCGCUUCAAACUGGAGUGAGCAAAUCAAGAUAAAGAAGAAACUGGUUGGAAUAACAAGAGAGCAUGAGGCUCUAUUCAACUUUGUUGAGAACAACAAGCAAAUUUGCACAGAGAAAGAAAAACAAAAGAUGCUUAACAGGCUGACUAAGUCAGCAGAGGCACAGACGCGGGUGGAUGAGGAGUACUUUAACAUCAACAUGGAGGGUCAUCAGAUCAGACUAAAGUGGGAAAACACACUGAAAAACUGCUUCCAGAUCAUCCAGGAGCUUGAGAAGCAGCGGAUUGAAAUUCUUUGCAACAUGCUGAAUAGAUACAGCCUCCACAUGUCCAGCUUUGGGCAGACUCUCAUACAUGGCCACAAGCAGAUAGAACAGGCGAUCCAAAGGGUGGAUAUGGAAAAAGACAUGCAGACCCUAGUGGAGGAGACCAGCAUCACAACUGAGGACAACAAAGCUGAGUUUCUGAUGGCUGAUUAUUUUGAGGAGGACAGCAAGUCACUGAUGGGGAGAGACAGAAGAAGAGAAGCCAUCAAAAUCAAACUCCAGCGUCUGGAGGACAGCAUUGCAAAAACAAAAAAAGACUGUGAGGGAAUUGAAAGACUGAUGAAGACGUAUUCUGAAAACCCAUCCUUUUCAAACCAAAAGAACCUUGAGGAAACUGAACAGCUCCUUGAUGAGACCACACUCAAACUUGAUCUUCUUGAGGCAACUUAUUACAAACUCUCCAUAUCAUUGUCCGAGUUGGAGGGAAAACCCAGGACUUUUCACCGAUUCACUGACAGCAUCACAAAAUGGAAAGACAAGGACUGUGAGCACAGUGUUGUUCAGCUGACCCGUCCAGUCAAAAUCAGGAAAACGUCGUUCAGGUCCCGCCAGACGCUGAGAGCCUCCAUCAUUUACAAAGGACCUGUUCAGAGUGUGACAAAACCAUCUGUGGAGCCCUCAGACACCGCUGACCAAGUCACCGCCUCUGCCUCAAACCAAGAACCCGCAGUGGUUGAGUGUGACAGCACUGUUAAUGGAGCCCUGCUGCCUAAAACUGAUGACAAAGGACCAGGUGAAACAAGAGCAGAAUGGUCCAGCAUAGGAAAAUGCAAGGCUCUGUAUGAUUUCACAUCUGAACAAGAGGAUGAACUGAACCUUAAAGAAGGAGAUCUGCUAGAUAUCUACCUAAAGGAGGACAAUGGGUGGUGGUAUGGCGCACUUGACGGGCAGAUAGGCCAUUUCCCAUCAUCCUAUGUUGAAGAGCUGCCUGUCUUAAGCAUCGUCAACUCAUCUGAUGCAUGACUGCACUGAUACAUGAACCAUGCAAG
Myripristis murdjan (pinecone soldierfish) is the source of this 1688-nucleotide messenger RNA. It is a transcript of the gene nostrin, whose product is annotated as nitric oxide synthase trafficking. The transcript is spliced from 16 exons. The record is from RefSeq and is a predicted model, not a curated record. Gene Ontology annotation, molecular function: protein binding. Bases 1 to 1662 code for a protein of 553 amino acids. Gene Ontology annotation, biological process: signal transduction. Gene Ontology annotation, cellular component: cytoplasm; plasma membrane. Lineage: Eukaryota; Metazoa; Chordata; Actinopteri; Holocentriformes; Holocentridae.